Colossoma macropomum (tambaqui) is the source of this 1957-nucleotide messenger RNA. Its product is annotated as alcohol dehydrogenase class-3-like. Gene Ontology annotation, biological process: formaldehyde catabolic process. The transcript is spliced from 11 exons. Gene Ontology annotation, molecular function: S-(hydroxymethyl)glutathione dehydrogenase [NAD(P)+] activity; zinc ion binding. Gene Ontology annotation, cellular component: cytosol. The coding region runs from base 217 to 1446 and encodes 409 amino acids. NCBI's taxonomy places the organism in Eukaryota, Metazoa, Chordata, Actinopteri, Characiformes, Serrasalmidae. The record is from RefSeq and is a predicted model, not a curated record.
GUCCAGUUUAAAGGUCAGUAAUAAUUGCAUUUUAACAGUCCAAAGUCUUUAAUUCAGCCUUUACAGGCCUUAGAGGACAGAGGACCUACUGAACUGCGCAGUUACUCAGACUCACUUCACUCACUCAGUCUCUCUCAGCUCAGAGAUGCCGACAGGACGAUGGCCCACCUAAUGAGGGCUGAAAUCUCUGUGCCACCUCGAUGACGUCCACCUUGCAUGGAACGCAAAUGCACCAGACAGUUCUGGAGCACAGUUUGCAGAGCUAUUUUUCAAACGAGCUUUGGAUUAGAAAGAAGGAUCGACUGUGAGAUGGCAACUGAGAAUAAGGUGAUCAAGUGUAAGGCCGCAGUGGCCUGGGAGCCAGGAAAGCCGCUCUGUGUUGAAGAAGUGGAGGUCGCACCACCCAAAGCUCAUGAAGUGAGAAUUAAGGUGGUUGCUAGCGGUGUGUGUCACUCAGACUGGGCGUAUUUGUAUGAGUGCGGUAAAGUAAUGAGGCCCCGUCCCUUUCCUGUGGUGCUAGGGCACGAGGGGGCUGGGGUGGUGGAGAGCAUCGGGCCGGGGGUGUGUGGAUUCUCUCCAGGAGAUACAGUGAUCCCUCUGUUCCUGCCUCAGUGUAAAGAAUGCGAGUUCUGCAUGAGCCCAAAAACAAACCUGUGUUCAAAAAACUGGGAGAAAACUCAGCAGGGUGUUUUGGAGGAUGGCUCAAGCAGGUUCACCUGUAGGGGGCAGCAGGUGUACCAGUUUGUCGGCGUCGGCAGCUUCAGUGAGUAUACGGUGGUGCCCGAAUACAACAUCGCCAAAAUCCAUCCGGAUGCUCCGCUGGACAGAGUCUGCCUACUGGGCUGCGGAGUGUCCACCGGAUAUGGAGCUGCUCUAAACACAGGAAAGGUUGAAACCGGCUCCUCCUGCGCUGUGUUUGGUUUGGGUGCUGUGGGUUUGGCUGCUGUUAUGGGCUGCAAGGCUGCCGGUGCCAGCAGGAUCAUCGGCAUCGACAUCAACCCAGAUAAGAUGGAGAUUGGCAGGAAGUUUGGAGUCACUGAGUUUGUAAACCCCAAAGACCACGAUAAACCCAUUAAGGAGGUUCUGAUGGAGAUGACCGGUGGAGGCCUGGACUUCUGCUUUGAGUGUGUGGGAAAUGUGGCCGUUAUGAGGUCAGCAUUGGAGUCCUGUAAAGCUGCGGGGGGUACCUGUGUGAUUGUGGGCUGGACAGAGCUGGAGGAGCUUACACUGACACCCUUUGACAUCCUACUGGGACGAACUCUGAAGGGCAGCUACUUUGGUGGCUGGAAGGGUGUGGACUCAGUGCCCAGGCUGGUGGAGGACUACAUGAGUGGCCAGAUAAUGCUGGAUGAGUUUGUGACACACACACUCUCACUUGAGCAGAUUAACAAGGCCUUUGACCUGAUGGUCAGUGGGAAGAGUGUCCACUCUGUGAUAAAGAUGUGAGCUGAAGCCGUGUGUGUUGACAUACUGUGUCAAAUCCCAGUUCUGCAGCCUUGACAACAGCAUCAGUCGCCAUAACGACAAGAUCAGUCACCAUAGCAACAGCAUCAGUCUGCUGUGGUCCCAGGAAACCAUUCCUAACAUACUACUUCCAUGCAUUUUAAAGAAAAAAAAAAAAUCAUAUAUCAAAUAUAUAUAUACAUAUACAUAUAUAUCAUAUUCAUACAUUUAUAUAUCUACAUAAAGACCUUCAUGUUGUAGAUUGUAGACACAAUCUUUCUGAUGAAAAGAAAAAUAAAUACAUGACUUGUAUGACCUGUAUGACAUGUAACAGGUUUUGAUGUUAUAUUAAUAUUGAAACAACUUGAUAAUUAUUUCAUUAAGUAAGGAGGACUUAGCAAGGACAGUUUUUGUAACUCUUCAUACUAACACGAGAAGGAGUUUCAUGACUUUAUACUUCUUAGGCUUCUAAAGUGAUGUUUAAUAAAUAAAGGGAAAAUAAUUGGCCCAAUCA